CAUGGGUAUGCAUGGCACAUUUGGUUUCUUCUUCUCCAUUCCAACAUCGUUCCAAUGAACGAAGAAGUAUAAAGGCUUGUGGUUCCAUAUUGGCAGAAACGGUUAGAUUGGCUUGCAGCACCAUAACCACCACACCCAUUCCCGAGGACAAGAGAUUUGCUUACAACUACGAUGAUCUUUUAUAUCCUGAUUUGAAUCUUUUAAGUAAAUCAUAUGGAUUUGCGAAUCCGAGAUUGGCUUCUUCGUUCCUCUCCCAACAGAAUAAGAAGAGAGGAAUUGUAGACGAAUGCUGCCGGAAGAGUUGUACUUUCGAACAUCUUCUUCUCUAUUGUCCUACGUAAUCUACUAAUUAAAUACAUUUUUUGUAAUAUUUUUAAAUCGAAAUGCGAAAAAACGUGAACUAAUUUGAAUUGGAAACGUGAUUGAAUCUAAAUUUUUGUUUAUUUGAAAAUAAA
Molecule: messenger RNA, 455 nt
Organism: Centruroides sculpturatus (bark scorpion)
Lineage: Eukaryota; Metazoa; Arthropoda; Arachnida; Scorpiones; Buthidae
Product: probable insulin-like peptide 5
Exons: 2
Coding region: 12-341 (109 amino acids)
Cellular component (GO): extracellular region
Molecular function (GO): hormone activity
Source: RefSeq, a predicted model, not a curated record